Lymnaea stagnalis (great pond snail) is the source of this 1127-nucleotide messenger RNA. Lineage: Eukaryota; Metazoa; Mollusca; Gastropoda; Lymnaeidae. The record is from the annotation of a GenBank genome assembly.
UGGAUGUCGCAUUUCCCGAACGUGUUCUUUGGCCUGCCGUCGUAGACGAGGACACGCCCAUGUAUGUCAAGGACAUGGUCAGGUCGAUGCCGCUGAACAGGAUUCUACUGGAGUCAGGGGCGCCGAACUAUGUUCCAAAGAAUUUCAGGGUAAGCAACGCUUAAAGUCAAAGAGAAGAACGUUAUGGUUUGGGGAAUAUUCCCUCCAAGAAAUAUUAAUAGUGGAACAAAAUAGGUUUCGGGAAUAUUCCCUCCAAGAAACAUGAAUAGUGGAACAAUAUAGGUUUGGGGAAUAUUCCCUCCAAGAAAUAUUAAUAGUGGAACAAAAUAGGUUUGGGGAAUAUUCCCUCCAAGAAAAAUGAACAGUGGAACAAUAUAGGUUUGGGGAAUAUUCCCUCCAAGAAACAUGAAUAGUGGAACAAAAUAGGUUUAGCCUUGAAAUGAAAAGACGGGGCAAUUAAAGGGAUGUUUCGGCUAGAUGCCUUCUUCUCAAGACAGAGCAAAACAAGAGUCAAGAAACGAAUAAUAUAUCCUUGACGGCCAUGUAGCGUUAUGUUUAGUACUUUAAUGUAUCUGAUAACUUCUUUUAUAUAUCUGAAGACUUCUUUUAUAUUUCUGAUAACGUCUUAUGUAUACAUAUAUAUAUAUAUAUAUAUUACUUCUUUUAUAUAUCUGACCUAUUUUAUAUAUAUCUGACUUUUUAAAAUAUAUUUCUGACUUCCUCUAUAUAUCUGAUGACGUCUUAUUUUACAUAUCUGAUGUCUACUUUUAUAUAUCAGAUGUCUACUUUUAUAUAUCUGAUGAUGUCUUCUUUUAUAUUUCUGAUGACUUUUUGUAUAUAUCUGGUAUAUAUAUAUAUAAUAAGUAAACUGUGUAUUCUUAACGGUGAAAAACUGAACAAAAGGGAAAAAAAAUUCGUUUCGUAAAUGAAAUCCCGUUCUUUCAUAUAACAAAGAAAAUGUAUCAUGCAUGUAAUGAAUUUGAUUCGUAUUCCAGGGGGCAGUGACCUGCUCACAUUUUGGAUUCGCCCUAUGCGCUGCCCAAGCUGUAGGUGAGCUGAGACGUGAGGCCGUGGACACAGUGCUGGAAACCUGCAGGGAGAACACAGAGAACUUUUAUGGAAUGUAG